Oncorhynchus mykiss (rainbow trout) is the source of this 1839-nucleotide messenger RNA. It is a transcript of the gene cideb, whose product is annotated as cell death inducing DFFA like effector b. The record is from RefSeq and is a predicted model, not a curated record. Gene Ontology annotation, biological process: regulation of apoptotic process; apoptotic process. Lineage: Eukaryota; Metazoa; Chordata; Actinopteri; Salmoniformes; Salmonidae.
CUCACACACGCAUGUACACACACAGACAGAGAACUUUGCCCUAUGUGUCUUGUAUCUGAUUCAUCAGGGCAAAGUCUGUCCUAAAGAAUUAGCUGGGUCAGACACAUUCAGAAUCAGAGUCGACAUAGCACCAACGCUACCAAAACAACACAAGGAAAAAUAGGAGGUAAAGAAGAGAGAGAAGGAAAGAAAGAGAGUGGGAUAUGGAGUCAACAUCAUCAUUAAUAAAGUCUGUGACGAGGCGGGUGUGGUCGUUGGCCCCGGCCCCCCAGAGACCAUUCAGGGUGUGUUCCCAUGACAGGGGCACCAGGAAGGGUGUCACAGCAGCUACCCUGGAGGAGCUGAGAGAGAGGGUGUGUCAGGCCCUGAUGCUGUGCCUGUCCAGUCUGGCUGUAGUGCUAGUGUGUGAGGAGGACGGGACAGUGGUAGACUCUGAAGACUUCCUGAUGUAUCUGCCCGACAACACUGUCCUCAUGGCCCUGGAACCUGGACAGACAUGGAAACCUCCUCCGGGUGCAGUGCUCUCCAAAGGCCAGGACCCUAACCAGUCGCGGACAGGAAAAGACAUAGCCCGGGUGACCUUUGACCUGUACCGGCAGAACCCCAAGGACGUGUUUGGCUCCCUGAAUGUGAAGGGCACCUUCUCAGGCCGGUACUCCGUCAGCGCUGACUUCCAAUGUCUGGGGCCCAAAAAAGUCCUCAGAGAGGCCCUCCGCAUGGCCUCCACCCUCCUCCAGAUGGCAGGUCACAUGUUGAUCACCUCAGCCAAUCUGAUCAAGCGGAUAAUCGAGGGAGCAGAGUUCUGGCAGCCUCAGAGGGUGGAGGCCACAGAGUACUGGAACUAAGGCAGGACUGGGACCGACCGCUCUCUAAUGACCAAAUCAAUCCUAACUUGAGUGUAUGUUUAUGAUUGAGUUAUGCAAGGUUGUGUGUUGUGAUCAAACAGGAGGAUAAUUACACGUUGUUUAGAUUUUUUAUAAGGUUAGUUGUAAAAUAGGACUUAUCUUUCUCUAACAAUUCUGAGAAUGUACCACGAAGUCCACAAAUAGAAGCAAUGAAUUUUUAAAAACUGAGUAUGCAUUAUUUGUCACUUUCUUUGUGGUUUCUAAUCACUGUCUCAUCUUGUGUUUAAUGAAUGCUUUCAGUUGCUACAUCCACUCAGUCCACUGUCAGAGACACCCACUUCCAGAACAAGGAGAAACAGUUCUGUUCAUUCAUAGAAGGGUAUGAGGAAACCUGACCAGCACUUGAGGAACCAAUACGAUUUAACAUGAGCCUUUUGUUGCUGUACCUUUAAUUAGGCUAUAUAUAAGUUAAUUACUUUCUUACUCAUGACCACACAAGAUCUGCCAAAAGGCAAGGACACAGACUGCAUAAGCACAGUAUGAGGUCAGAUAGUGAAUAUACUGAGUAACAUUACCAACAACAUUAUCAAAUAUUAAACUGGUACCAGCCGGUUACUCAACCCUCCACCUUAGAGGCUGUUGCCCUAUAUACAUAGACAUGGAAUCACUGGUCACUUAAAUGAUGGAACACUGCUAACUUUAAUAAUGUUUACAUACUGCUUUACUCAUUUUUACUCAUUUCAUAUGUAUUUCAUAUGUAUUCUAUUCUAAUGUAUUUUAAUCAAUGCCACUCCGAUAUUGCUCGUCCUAAUAUUUAUAUAUUUCCUAAUUCCAUUCUUUUACUUUUAGAUGUGUCUAUUGUUGUGAAUUGUUAGAUAUUACUGCACUGUUGGAGCUAAGAACACAAGCAUUUCGCUACACCCGCCAUAACAUCUUCUAAAUAUGUGUAUGUGACCAAAUAAAAUUUGAUUUGAUUUGUUCAGUUCUGUUUAAA